This is a messenger RNA of Lizanozyma spartinae, 1464 nucleotides long. Its product is annotated as metalloendopeptidase. The coding region runs from base 1 to 1464 and encodes 487 amino acids. Lineage: Eukaryota; Fungi; Ascomycota; Pichiomycetes; Serinales; Debaryomycetaceae. The transcript has a single exon. The record is from RefSeq and is a predicted model, not a curated record.
AUGGUACUUCAAGGCAUCGAGAACAUCCAUAUGCGUACGGCUGCUGGUAAUAAGGCAUCCCGUCCAGGUAAUAGUAAUAUCGGUACUAAGGUCCUGAAACUGAAACUGAAACUGAACCCCAGAACAACCAAAAAAGUUGGUCCUCAAAAACCAUCACCAGUAUCUGCUAUCACCAAAAUAGGUCUGAUGAAACGGUUUUUUGAUCCUGAUGUAUCUUUAGAUAUGCUUCAUGAAUUAGCAAGACUUGUUGGACCUCUUAUGCAUCGUCAUAAGUUUACAGUUGGAGUCUUGUGUGAGUUUUAUCCAUCAAACCCGAGUUUACUUGGUUUGAAUGUUGAUAGAGGUUCUAAGAUUAUGUUAAGACUUAGACACCCUGGUAGUACUCUGUAUCUUCCCAUGAACGAUAUUGUUGGGACUUUACUCCAUGAAUUAACUCAUAAUUUAUAUGGAGCUCAUGAUGCUCAGUUCUACAAGUUCUUGGACCAGUUGAAAGAAGAAUACGCCGAUGUUCACUUUAGAGGCUUGGGACCCAAUACUAGUGAAUACGUUUGUGAAGAGAAUAAGUUGGGUCAUAGUAAUUCCAGAUUGCCUUCCAGCUCGAAUUAUGUUUCUGUUAGAGAGAAGCGACUUAAGGCAGUAACUAAGACCACUUAUAAUUCCGAAAGACGGAAAUUGGGUACUACCACUGUGACACCUAGAAAUGCAGUAUCUAAACCUCGAGUAGGAACUACUGAUUUACGUAAUGCUAUUUUGGCUGCAACUGAACGAAGAAUUGCUGAUUCAAAAUGGUGUUCUGAUCAACUUGCAAUGGAUGAAGAUGUCACUUGUGAUGCUGAUUUGAUUACAGUGGUUGAUUUGACUAAUCAUGAAUAUGAGGAUGAUGAUGCCUUGAACACACCUACAAAAGAAAUCAUUGUGAUUGAUGGAUGUGAAACAUAUAAUAAAUUCAGUCAAUCAAAAAAGAAUGAUAAUCUGCCGGAACCCCCCGUGGUGACUCAAUUGUUAGAACCUUUCGAAUCGAAAUCAUUUCCUGAAUCAUCAUCACAAACUGUGGAUAAUACCAAGCAGCUGGACUCGGAGAAUACCGAUACAAAUGCCCAAAGUCCACUCACACAUCGUGAACCUAUUGGAUACUUGGUUUCUGUAUCUCCCAGUCGAUCAUUCUUCAACGAAGGUAUCAUUUAUCCUCGUCGCAAAUAUGUGGCUAAUCUUACGUUUGAAGAGAUAAUACGAAGGUCUCGUGAGAUUGAGAUUCAUUUGCUGGAAAGACAAGAACAACCGGAUUUGAAACCUUCAUCUGAAGCCAUGGUUUCACGUUCAGGGAAGCACAAGUCUAAUGGAAGAUUUGAUAAAGUGAUCAAGAAGGCGAGGCCUUCUACGCCCUCUACCAGAUCUAUUCAUAAGUCGUUAAUACGUAAAACCAGUCCAGCACCCGAACCUCAAUCUCAUGCUAAGACAAUCUAA